AUGAGGCCCUACACCUCAUUUACUCACCUCCGCUGCCAUGUUCAAGCUCGCUUGCAGAAGGCAGUUUGCCUCUGCGCUGAAGAGCGCGACAUCUGCAAGCAGCUAAUCGCAAAGCAGGAAACCCGCCAACCCCUCGUCCAACAACGCCGCAACCUCUCCAUUCACGAGUACCGCUCAGCUCAACUCCUCGCCCAGUAUGGCAUCGGCGUGCCGAAAGGUGAUGUAGCCCACAAUGCGCGCGAAGCCGAAGCAGUCGCCAAGACCAUUGAGGGAGAUGACAUGGUGAUCAAGGCGCAAGUUCUCGCCGGUGGACGUGGCAAGGGUCACUUCGACAAUGGCUUCAAGGGCGGCGUGCGCAUUGUCUACAGUCCGCGCGAGGCGGGCAUUCUAGCAGAGCAGAUGAUCGGGCACAAGCUCAUCACCAAGCAGACGGGCGAGCGGGGUCGAAUCUGCAACAGCGUCUACAUCGUGGAGCGCAAGUUCGCAAGGAGAGAGUUCUACCUGGCCGUGUUGAUGGAUCGGCAAAGCCAGGCGCCGGUCAUUGUGGCCAGCAGUCAGGGUGGUAUGGAUAUUGAGACGGUCGCGAAGGAAAACCCCGACGCUAUUAUCACGACCAAAGUCAAUAUCCACGAGGGCGUGACGGAUCAGAUGGCAGAGGGCGUUGCACGUGAGCUCGGCUUCAGCGAGCAGUGCAUUGGACAGGCGAAAGACACUAUUCAGAAGCUCUACAAGAUCUUCAUGGAGAAGGACGCCACGCAAAUCGAGAUCAAUCCGCUGUCAGAGACGUCAGACCACCAGGUACUCUGCAUGGACGCCAAGCUCAACUUCGACGACAACGCCGACUUCCGACAAGAAGAGAUUUUCUCAUGGCGUGACACUUCGCAAGAGGACGCAGACGAGGUCAAGGCGGCCAAAGCCGGUCUCAAUUUCAUCAAGCUAGACGGCGAUAUUGGCUGCUUGGUCAACGGUGCCGGUCUUGCUAUGGCUACCAUGGACAUCAUCAAGCUCAAUGGCGGUCAGCCAGCCAACUUCUUGGACGUGGGAGGCGGUGCGACGCCGGAGGCUAUCAAGCUGGCUUUCGAACUCAUCACGAGCGAUCCGAAGGUCACCGCCAUUUUCGUCAAUAUCUUCGGUGGUAUCGUGCGUUGCGAUGCAAUUGCCAAGGGCCUGAUUCAGGUGGUGGAGCAGAUGAAUUUGCGGACGCCGGUUAUUGCGCGGUUGCAGGGCACGAACAUGGAGCAGGCGCACAAGCUGAUCAACGAGUCCGGCCUGAAGAUCUUCUCCAUCGAUGACCUAGCAACAGCGGCAGAGAAGAGUGUGCAGUUCUCGAAGGUCGUGAAGAUGGCGAGAGAUAUCGACGUCGGCGUGGAGUUCACCUUGGGCAUCUAG
This is a messenger RNA of Baudoinia panamericana UAMH 10762, 1389 nucleotides long. RefSeq lists its product as uncharacterized. Gene Ontology annotation, molecular function: succinate-CoA ligase (ADP-forming) activity; ATP binding; metal ion binding. The transcript has 4 exons. Gene Ontology annotation, cellular component: mitochondrion; succinate-CoA ligase complex. The record is from RefSeq and is a predicted model, not a curated record. Gene Ontology annotation, biological process: succinyl-CoA metabolic process; tricarboxylic acid cycle. Lineage: Eukaryota; Fungi; Ascomycota; Dothideomycetes; Mycosphaerellales; Teratosphaeriaceae. Bases 1 to 1389 code for a protein of 462 amino acids.